Molecule: messenger RNA, 569 nt
Organism: Rhagoletis pomonella (apple maggot)
Lineage: Eukaryota; Metazoa; Arthropoda; Insecta; Diptera; Tephritidae
Product: homeobox protein abdominal-B-like
Exons: 1
Source: RefSeq, a predicted model, not a curated record
CUGGCAUAUUCCAACACGCACUACUACCACCACCGUUAUCACCACCACUUGAAUCACAGCAGCCGCAACAUCAGGAAGCAAUAUCCCCAUUGCCUUUUGUUGAAGAUCAGCAAUCACAAUUAGUAGAGCAACAACAGCAACAGCUUCAAACGCACCAAUGCGCAUUCAACGACACUAGCACAAUUGCCGAUAUCAUUGAUGCAUCUGCAUUAGAAGCAGUCACUGGAGAAGCUAUUUUAAGUGCUGAUAUUACAUCAACCAGUCAACAACAACCACAUAACCAGCAGCAGCAGCAGCGUUCUCAAGAUCAAGAACAACAACCGGAAAGUUUGAGCGGUGCUCAAUGCUCCUCUUUGAGCGUAAUAGGAGAAGUUCCAGCUGGUAGUAGCGCAUUAACAGAACGAAACAAAACAUCUCCAACAUCACUGCCAUUGUUGCUGCAGGAGGAAGAAGACGAAGAAGCGGACACAGGCAACGAGGCUAGAGCAUCGAAGUCACACGCAGUAGUAGCGGCAUCAGCAGCGAACGCAGCAGUAGCGCUAACAUCAACAACAAUCUUUGUUUUACUG